Molecule: messenger RNA, 764 nt
Organism: Phalacrocorax carbo (great cormorant)
Lineage: Eukaryota; Metazoa; Chordata; Aves; Suliformes; Phalacrocoracidae
Source: RefSeq, a predicted model, not a curated record
GCGGGCGCGGCGUCGCAGCGGUGACGUCAGGCGGGCGCCGCGCCGCGGAAGGCCCCCGGGCGGCGGCGGCGGCGGCGGGGCGGUCCCGCGCGGUGCCGGUGCCCGGUGCCGCCAUGGCGGGCCGGUGCCCGCUGGUUGAGGACAGCUUCAGCCGCUUGGCCUCGCAGAGCAACGUGUACGGGCUGGCGGCGCUGGCGGGCGGGGAGGGCCCCGGCGGGCUCCUGGCGGCCGCGCUGAAGGGCAAGGUCAUCUACUUCCGCUACCACGACCUGCGGCAGCGGCUGCGGCCCGUCGCCAGAGAGCUGCAGUUCACCUACAUCCCGGUCGACGCCGAGAUUGUCUCCAUCGACUCGUUCCCGAAGUCGCCGCCGCAGCGCGGCCUCGUCGUCGGCAUCACCUUCAUCAAGGACUCUGGUGACAAGGCCAGCCCCUUCCUCAACAUUUACUGCGACUACGAGCCCGGCUCGGAAUAUGACCUCGACUCCGUGGCGCAGAGCUGCCUCAACCUGGAGCUGCAGUUCACCCCCUUCCAGCUGUGCCACGCCGAGGUCUGCGUCGGCGGCAGAACCGAGACGGUGUUUCUGCUGAGCGGGAACGACCCCUGCGUCCACCUGUACAAGGAGGUGAGCGGAGCCUCCCCCGCCGCAGCGCCCGCCCGCCCCGCUUUGCCCCCAUUGCCCGCCUUUCUGCCCCGCUUUUCACGGACUCAAACCUCCACCUGGACCCCAAACCCCCGCCAAGGACCCCAAACCCCCGCCAUUUAG